This is a messenger RNA of Pygocentrus nattereri (red-bellied piranha), 2411 nucleotides long. It is a transcript of the gene bag4, whose product is annotated as BCL2 associated athanogene 4. Bases 419 to 1585 code for a protein of 388 amino acids. Lineage: Eukaryota; Metazoa; Chordata; Actinopteri; Characiformes; Serrasalmidae. Gene Ontology annotation, cellular component: cytoplasm; membrane; cytosol. The record is from RefSeq and is a predicted model, not a curated record. Gene Ontology annotation, biological process: protein stabilization. The transcript is spliced from 5 exons. Gene Ontology annotation, molecular function: adenyl-nucleotide exchange factor activity; protein-folding chaperone binding.
AACACACGCGGCUAGCCCUUCACAAUAAGAGUCCUCGCCAGAACAACGCAGAAAACAAACGCCAGAGAACAAACACUCUAAACUAAACACUCCGAACACGCUACAGCAUUAAGGACACGAAUUAAUAUGCCGAGGCCACGAGUUAAGAAUCGCAAGCCGUGGCCUCAAUAUAUUAAUUCGUGGCCACGCCUUAAAAAAAAUCACCAUGUCACCGUAGGGUCUCCGUAAAAACGCGCUUGGAGGGUGAAAUAAAUAUUUAAUCACUCAGGUCAGGCUGCAGCAGCGCGGACAUUCAGCCGGACUGCAGCUACACCCGACACGAUGGCGUGAUAAACAGACAAAAUAAUAAUAACAACAACAACAAUAAUAACAACAACAUUAGUAGUAGUAGUACUAAUAACGAUCCUGUCAGAGGUGGAUGGCCUACGACUCAGCCGGAGCCGACAGAAGCGGGGAGGCGGCGUGGCUCCUGCAGCAGCAGCGGCACAUGCAGCAGCCUAAAGCGGGCUGGAGCCCCGGAUACAACCCGGAGAGCAGCUGGAGCGGAGCGAUGGAUUCAAAUCCAUAUUGCGGCUAUCCACCAAACUAUUGGUACCCUCAUUCACAUACAGCAGGACCCUAUGGUAACGCGUACCCAUCUGGAGCGGAGGUCAAUGGACAAGCACCGUACAAUCCACAGGCAAUGUCAGGCUAUCCCAACGGGGUGUACAAUCCUGGACAGUACUCAGCCAACAUGAUGCACCCUUCUAAUCCGUUCUACUGCAGUGAGCAGAUUCCUCCAAGGCAACCACCCCAGUAUCACAAUCAGCCCUGCCCCGAUCGGACCACGGGGAAUUCUUCACAGCCCCCUUAUCCUGUGCCACACUGCCAAGGGGGUCCUGGAUAUCCCCCCAGUUCGUACCCACACUAUGGAGACGGGUGCCCACCUAACGCCGCGUACACCGCCCAGCGUCCCCAGCCUGAAGCCUGGCCGCAUUCGGGAGGGUACGGACCAACACCCCCUCAGCAGCAGUGGCCGUCUGGCACCCAGCCAGCUCACGGGCCGUACGCCAACCAUGCUAACCACGUACGGCCUCCGCAUCCUCCACCCUGGCAGGGUCCGGCUCCGCCUCCGUAUGAACACAAGGAACCUCCGUAUCCCGGUCCACCUCACCUGCAUCCCCGAAACCAGCCUGCGGGCCUCAAACCUCGGCCAAACACCCCGAACCCGGGCCAGAACAAGCCUGCUGAGUUCAGUGCUCCUCCUCAGAUCUACAGCAGAGCAAAGGGUGGCGCUGAACCCAAACCAGCUCCGAACGACCUGCCCUCGGCAGGCCCCGCCCCCGCCACGCCCAUCGAUAACCCCAGCCUGGCUCGAGUCCAGCAGGUCCUGGCCAGAGUCCAGCUGCUCCAGGAGGACGUGGACGAGUUUGUGGGCAAAAAGACGGACAAAAGCUACCGCUACCUGGAGGAGCUGCUGACCAAAGAGCUGCUGGAGCUGGACUCUGUGGAAACCAACGGCCAGGACAGCGUCCGGCACGCUCGGAAAGAGGCCGUGCAGAAGAUCCAGGCCAUCCUGGACCGCCUGGAGAAGAAGGCCUUCUAGUCCUAGUGCCACAUCAUAAAGGUUCAGAGGUGGAGGGUUCGAUUGGCACUUGCAUCGUUUUUGGUUUGGGUCUUGUUUGUUUAUUUGAGGUCGGGUGUAGGUUCGUUUUCUCUGAGUUGCCAGUAAGUUUCUGUAAACCAGUUUCUGUUUCACAAAGCAGGACUUUGUGUUUGCUUUGCCCGGUUUAAAGGAACGCAUCACUCAUUUUCAGCCUAAUCGCCACCCGGCGCAUACAGUCGAUUUCUCCUGACCGUUAUUUCGACAGUUUGGACCUGGUAAAAGAACAGAAACACUGACUUCUGUUACAAGUGCAUUUUGAGACACUGUUCUUUUGGUAAAUUGGGGGAAUGGAUUUUAUUAUCGGGGGAAACUCUUCUUCUUCUUAUUAUUAUUAUUAUUAUAAUUAUUAUUACUGUUGAAAAUGCUGGUGUAUUCCUUUAAGCGUACAGUCAAGCCUGUCCACUAGGAGAAGAGCUGAGGGUCGUUCCUACUAGAUGAUCAUGAACUUCUGGCUUAAGUUACCCAGUUAUUUCAAAACUCCUGCUUUGUUAAACACACUUCAAGACAUGGAUUAAGCCUAGUCUAGACAAAGUCGUAAUCCAGGUGGUGAGUCACCAUUGAAACUAUUAGGAUAAGUAGAUGUACUCUAUUGAAUCAAUACUGCAUCCGAUUUUUAGGCUUGGUCCAAGUCUGGAAAACUGGCCCUGUUAGUUUUCGUCUGUUUGUUUCUUGCAGGUGAACAGUUCUUCAAAGCUGUCUGUUAGAAAGCAAACGCUACUGCUCUCCGUGCCAUAAACAAGAGCUCGGUUCACUCAACUGAUGUUUA